This is a messenger RNA of Lycium barbarum (goji berry), 1534 nucleotides long. RefSeq lists its product as uncharacterized. NCBI's taxonomy places the organism in Eukaryota, Viridiplantae, Streptophyta, Magnoliopsida, Solanales, Solanaceae. Bases 90 to 1085 code for a protein of 331 amino acids. The transcript has 11 exons. The record is from RefSeq and is a predicted model, not a curated record.
UGGCUCCCAUGUGUCUCUCCCUCAGCCUCUCUCCCGCCAUUCCUUAAAACCCCGUAAACAAUCCAUACACCAAAUAUCAAACCUUGAAAAUGUCUACUAUUUUCUCAACUAACCCACUUGCUAUUCGAUUAUUUCAUUCAAAUUCACAGCGUUAUGCGUGUUACUUGCAUAGAACAACGAGAAUAGGGCAAGCAGAGACUCACAUUCAGACAAGUUAUCCAAUUUCCUUCUUGGGUUUUCUGAAAUUCAGCAAGAGGAGAAAUUUCAUAUGUGCAGUCAGUAAAGAUCCUGAAGAAUCUUUCAAAAAGACUGUGGAGGUGGAUAUGCUUAUAGAUACUCUCAGGAAAGCAAGUGAUAAGGAACUGCCACAACUAGUUGUGGAGAACGUUCUUGCUUUCAAUGAGAGCUUUUGGAUAAGGCUCGCAGCUAGAGCAGACACCUGCAAAUCUGAUGAUGACAAAAAAGACUAUGAAGAGCUGGCAUUGACAGUAAUGAGCAUCGUGGAUCGUCUUGUUCACAAAACAAAUGAAAAGAUAGAAGCAUCUACUGACGUGCUCAAAGCAAUCUUAAAACCUGUGGUUGAUGAAGUGGAAGAAAUUUCUUGGCCUCUUAGAGAUCCUGAGGCUCUCAGUCUUAUGGAGAACGAAAUAAAUCAAAGGGAGCAAGAAGGCCAACUUGAUGAAGGGUUCCUUGCAGAAGUCAAUGCACAGUUGCGGCAAGCUAAAAAAGAUGGGGAUAAGCCAGGACUUGAAGCUAUGUUACAAAAAGUUCUGCAAUUGUAUGCUUCCAGAGUGCUGUCAAAGCGGAGUUAUGCAAAAAAAGGAAAUGAAGUGUUAAAAGCUGAACAGCUUCUUGAGACCAUUAUCAAAGCACCUGAGGAGGAAUGGAACAAGCUUUUGCUAGAUGGCAUGACACUUGGAAAAGGUGAUAUUUCACCUGAGGAAUUGAAUGCUGUUAUUAAGAAGAGAAUGGAACGGACUUUGAUACGUACGGAGGGCGGUUCGUACCAGCAGCGAGUUCUGAUUGAGUAUCUGAAAGGUAUUGAGUCAAGAGCAGGGGAGAUUGUCAGAGUACUCCGAGGUUGAGACGUGGUAGUAAAAUAGUAAUUGCAUCUGGAGGUACCAUAAGUCCACAUUCUUUAUAUGAGAAGCGUGAUGAUAUGCAGACAUAUAUUAUCAUUUCUUUGCCAUGCAUUACUGAGCAGCGGCCUUUAUAAAUCAAUCUGAGAUCCACAAUCGAAGCCUUUGAGCUAUGAGGUCCCUAUCAUGUCUAACGUCUUCCAUUUUUGUCUCAUCAUUUAUAUCAUCUUUUUUAUCCAAUUUCUCUUCUUCUAUCUCCUAAUUGGUCCCUUGUACAUUCUUCAACCUGUAAAUCCGGAAUCACGAGUUUUUCUGAGUGCAAUACGGCAAUGUGGCCCUGCAGUUUUGGCAAAGAUUUGCAUGACCUGCAUUAAUCGAUUGUAAACUGGUGGAACUGUACUCCAUUGUCUCUGUUAAUGAAAUCUAUCAAUUGGUUUUCAUUUCAUGGUUAACAA